AAGUUUAUCCAACACUGAACUAAUCGAUUACCCACUCGAUAACAAAACUUAUUAGACAAUUGUCAAAGUGAAAUUAUUCAUAUUUGGUGGAGCGCAUUUUUCAUAAACAUCACACAUUUACUACAUAAAAUCUAUUAAACUAAACGAAAAUCAUACGAAAACAAGUGCAGCUACAUUGCUAAGGCUUCAACAUGAAUUAUGGCCGUAAGACACCGUCCACGUAUCGCUCCAACCAUUCGGUGUACUCGCACACCACGGGCAGAUCCUCGACAAAUUUGCAUUCGAUAAAAUCGCGUUCAAUGCGCUCAGUGCGCGUGCCAUGGUAUCAGCGCCCUAUUUUGAAGAACAACCAAUACAUAGAUAUACAAAAGAACUCGCUGUUAAUUGGUAUAUUCUCUAUUUUUCUUGCACUCUUCACCAUUGGCACUUCGAUAUUCGACAUUUAUUGUCUCGCUAUGGCCGCACCUGGCUCAACCCACUAUGGUUACUAUAUAAUCUCGUAUGAAUUUGUUUACGUCGGCAACAAACAUGUGCGGAACAUGCUAAUUGUGUUUGCCUUAUUUUCGCUGAUACUGGGAUUAGUUAUAUUAUUUACAAGUAUUUUGCUUGUGAUUGCACUUAGAAAGGAGUACGAGCGCAAAAUCCUACCUUGGCUGAACACAUUUGCUGUGUUCACUAUUUGGCGUUCACUGGCAUUGAUCUUCUUCGCCAUUGUUAACGAUUUGAUCUUUGCCUACAAUAUCAUUAUGGUAUUGCUUUGGAGUAUCGCUUUAGUUGUCUGCAUCUAUGGUUGGUGCGUGGUGUACUCACUAUUCCUGGAAUUAACCAAUUUGACAAAAUUGGAAGAUUUGGCACAUUUACGCAUGGGCACGAUGGCUUCAUUACAUGCAUCAGCUGCCAAUUCCUUGGCUGGUUCACGUCCAACAACACCGCAUAGCACUGUAUCUACUAUGCCAGUGGGUUAGAAUGCACACAAAUUGCAUUUAGCAACGAAAAUAUUUUUUUUUCUACUUUUCUACAACGUAUCAUGACUAUAUCAGUGCAAAUGUAUACCGUCCAAAAUUUUUUAGAUUUAACAUAUACACACAUAGAUUUGUAACACACCAUUUGAAUGACACGAAUCUCAGCAUUCCACAUGUAUUCAUUUUUUUUUAAAUAUAUAUACUUAAAAUAUAAGCUAGAAGCUCGAAAUAUAAUGUUAUAGUGUAUUAAGAAGUUGUAAUUUAAAAGCAGUGCCUUAGAACUUCUACAUAACUGUUAUGUACAAUUUAUACAAGAAAAAACUGUUUGCUGUAACUUAAAAAUUCACGUUUUAUAUACAAAUUUAUUUAGUGUUACAUUUUAAUUGUUAAACGAUUUUUCUACAACAUUAAAAGACAAACAAACAAACAUCAUGUCACAGAUUUGUAAAGCUGGUAAAAGUAUUUAUGAAAUAUAAACAAAGUUUUAUCCGUCCAAUUUAUAUUUUAUGCUGUCUCUUUAUUUUAUAAGUUUGUAAAAUUUAAUAAAGUUCGAUUUUUUAUAAUGUAA
Molecule: messenger RNA, 1530 nt
Organism: Zeugodacus cucurbitae (melon fly)
Lineage: Eukaryota; Metazoa; Arthropoda; Insecta; Diptera; Tephritidae
Gene: pasi2
Exons: 7
Coding region: 192-965 (257 amino acids)
Source: RefSeq, a predicted model, not a curated record